UAUAUUUUUGUUAAAGCAAUUUAUUGGAAUAUUAAGUUUUUAUUUGGAAUAUUAUUCAAAUAUUUUAUAUUAUUUGGGAAAUUUUACUUUAUACUUUCUAAAAUUUAAGAAAAAACAACAAAUACGUAACUAUAUUUAAAGGUAAAUUUGAAAAAUUGAAUUUUUAUUUACAAUUUUAAUAAUUUAUGUAUAUCUGAAACAAAAUUUUAAUUUAAGAAAUUCAUUUGAAAUUUUUGAAACAUUAAUAUUAUUCUAUAUUGCAUUCCGUUUAUGUAAAGAAUAAUAUGCUUCCUGAAGAUGAAGAGGAAUGUGAACAACAUGAUCCUAAAACUUGUAUGAGUCAACAAGCAAUGAAUACAUUAUAUGAAAUGCGUUCUGAUAAUAUGUUAUGUGAUGCAACAAUAACCCUAGAUGAUGGUAUAUUUAAUGUUCAUAGAGUUGUAUUAUGCUCUUGUAGUAAUUAUUUUAGAUCAAGAUUUUGUUUUGAUUUAGCAAAUAUUGCACGUAAUUAUAUUUUAAAAAAUUUUAUUGAAAUUUAUCGGAAAAGCAAUGAAAUUUAUAAAAUCGGAUUAGAUGAUUUUUAUGAUAUUAUUAAUGAUGAUAUGCUUAAUACACAACGUGAAGAAACUGUUUGGGAUUGUUGUAUACGUUGGAUUGAAUAUGAUUCAAAAAAUCGAACAAAAUAUGUACCACAAUUAAUGCAUGCAGUAAGAUUAGGAUUAUUGAAUACAAGAUUUUUCAUGGAAAAAGUUAAAGAUCAUUAUUUAGUUGUUAAUUGUGAUGAAGCUAAACCACUUAUAAUUGAAACAUUAACAUUUUUAUAUGAUUUAGAUAUGAUUGCAUCUAGAAAUGAUAAAAUGAGUACUCCAGCAUUAGCUUUACCAAGACUACCGCAUGAAGUAUUAUUUGCAAUUGGCGGUUGGAGUGAAGGUUUACCUCAAAAAUGUAUUGAAACAUAUGAUACAAGAGCUGAUCGUUGGAUUAGAAUAUCAGCUGAAGAUACAUCAAGUCCUAGAGCAUAUCAUGGUACAGCAGUUAUCGGUCAUAAAAUUUAUUGUAUAGGUGGUUUUGAUGGUGUUGAAUAUUAUAAUACAUGCCGGGUAUUCGAUGCUGUUGAAAAGACAUGGAGAGAGAUCUCACCAAUGCAUAAUAAAAGAUGUUAUGUAAGUGUUGCAACACUAAAUGAUUAUAUUUAUGCUAUGGGCGGUUUUGACGGUCAAACAAGACAAAGUUCAGCUGAAAAAUAUGAUUAUAGAAGUAAUCAAUGGACUAUGAUUGCUUCAAUGAAUAUUCAAAGAUCUGAUGCAAGUGCUUGUACACUAAAUGAAAAAAUUUAUAUUACAGGCGGAUUCAAUGGUCAAGAAUGUAUGAAUUCAGCUGAAUAUUAUGAUCCAAAUAGAAAUGAAUGGUUUCUAAUACCAAAUAUGAUAUCAAGACGUUCUGGUGUUUCUUGUGUCUCAUAUAAAGGUUACAUUUAUGUAAUGGGCGGUUUUAAUGGUCUAUCACGAAUGAAUACUGGUGAAAAAUUUGAUCCAAUUGCACAAAGAUGGAGUCCAAUUAAAGAAAUGUAUCAUCCACGUAGUAAUUUCGGUUUAGAAAUUAUUGAUGAUAUGAUAAUUGCUGUUGGUGGUUUUAAUGGUGUUGCUACAAUAUCUCAUGCAGAAUGUUAUGUCGUUGAACAUGAUGAAUGGUUGGAAGCAACCGAUAUGGGUAUGGUAAGAUCAGCAUUAACUGUUAAUGUUGUCAAAGAACUUCCGAAUAUACGUGAUUAUAUACAUAAAGAUCGAGAACAUUUAAUAGAAGAGAGAAGGCAAAGAAUGUUUCCAAUGAAUUUUCAAAAUAAUGAUAAUAGUAAUAAUUCUAAUAAUAAUGUUAACGAUAAUGAUGACAAUAAUAAUAAUGUUGCAUCCGCUCAAAAUGAAAUAAAUAAUCGUAAUUACAAUGAUAAUCGUGUACCAGGAAUUAUUAAUAUGUCAAAUACAAAUAAUAGAGAUAAUCAAAGACAGAUUCCAGUACCAGCACCUCGAACUCAUAGAGGAAAUUUUAGUCAACAUAUUCUUAGGAAUAGAAGAAGAACUUAAUGAUCAAAUGAAUAUAAGACAUGUGAUCCGAUUGACAAAUGCAAGACAUUCUGAUUUUGAAAUAUUUUUAUGAGAUCGAAAUUUUCUAAAAAUAAAUGCGUG
Condylostylus longicornis is the source of this 2183-nucleotide messenger RNA. It is a transcript of the gene klhl10, whose product is annotated as kelch-like protein 10. The record is from RefSeq and is a predicted model, not a curated record. Lineage: Eukaryota; Metazoa; Arthropoda; Insecta; Diptera; Dolichopodidae. The transcript is spliced from 7 exons. Gene Ontology annotation, molecular function: protein binding. Bases 285 to 2081 code for a protein of 598 amino acids.